Calidris pugnax (ruff) is the source of this 4648-nucleotide messenger RNA. RefSeq names its product desumoylating isopeptidase 2-like. Bases 1446 to 2036 code for a protein of 196 amino acids. Gene Ontology annotation, molecular function: deubiquitinase activity. The transcript is spliced from 5 exons. Gene Ontology annotation, biological process: protein deubiquitination. Lineage: Eukaryota; Metazoa; Chordata; Aves; Charadriiformes; Scolopacidae. The record is from RefSeq and is a predicted model, not a curated record.
UGCAGGAACCCCCUUCUCCCCCCAUCAGCUCUACCCAUUCCCAGCACCAUCACAGACCCUGCUCUCCCUUUAAAGAGAGAGGAGAGGAGGAGCAAAAGGAAGAUGAAUUUACCGCAGUGGAUUUUACAAUUGCCUCUCGCGUCCCGGUCGGAGGGGGGGUGUUUGCAGAGCUGCCCGCGUCUAACACGAGUGUAAAGUAGCUCCAGGACAGAAGAAAACUCCAUACCCUGCCGCUGCCAGAAGUGCAACUCCAUACUCGCCCUGCCCGGCGGCUUCGUCCCUUCCCCGCCCUCCCACCGUGUGCCGUGCCGAGAUGCAUCCAGCCAGUAGAGGACGGGGUAGGUCCCCCCGGCCGUCAGUCGGUAGGGGCUGCCCGGCUCGGGACGAGCUGAUCCCGUACUAAGGACUGACCCUGGCGGAGAGCGGAGCACGCACAGCUGGGGGUGCCCGGCCCCGCACCGUGCCUGGAAGCACCGCCCGCUCGGCAUCUUCCUCCCUCCGGCGGCCGGGUAACCCCGCGCUAUCUCCCGCGGAGAACUGCCCUCUAACUUCGGCUCCGACUCCACGGGUUGCGGGCAGGAUGGGGGUUGCGGCAUCCCCCUUCUGCCCCGGGGGCAACCGGCCCCUUCCUCUUCCUCCUCCCAGCGCCGGGCUCCUGGCUGGAGCCCCUCUGCCACAGCCUCUUCCCCGUGUCCUGCCGGGGGCGGAGAGCCCUCCCCGGAGCGCCUGAGCGCCGGCCGGGCUUCAGCACCUCGGACAGCUCCCGGCCGCCGGCGGGCUGGGACCGGGACCGGGCAGCGGGGUGUCGCCGGGCUCUGCCCGCGGAGGGGACAUCGGUGCCCGCGGAGGGGACAUCGGUGCCCGCGGAAGGGACAUCGGAGCCCGCAGAGGGGACAUCGGAGCCCGGCUCCGGACCUGCCUCGGUGCCCCGGUGUAUUGCGUACCGCCGGCAGCCCUCUGCUGUAGCAGCACGCCGCUCUGCCGAGAAGGACGCCGAGAGAUACACACACACACGCACGCACGCUACCACUCGCCUCCCUCACGGAGCCAGAAGAGGGCUUAUCUUUGGGCUCGGAGCCUGUUUGUCUUCUGUGGAUCGGGAUUUACAAGCUCGGACGGUGCCUGGUUACAGCGGUGUAUGAGUCUACAGACCCCCGAGGUGCGCUACAGGGUUAGAAAGAAACCUCGGAUCUGUCACGCUGUGGAGGGGUUAAGUAAACCCUAGACAAGCAGCAAAGCCACCCUAAGCCUUCCUUCCAACCAACUUUACCCCCCCAGCCUCGAGAAUUUCCUCCUUUCCUCCUCCCUCCACGCUCCUUCCUUUGGAGACUGUAGGAUGAGGCAUUUCCUUCUAUCUGGCUCAGGGUAAAAGCAUACCCUGGGGGCAGCAACACACAUCUGGCAGGGACUGAAAGGUUUUAAUCCAGCCUCUACUGCAAUCAACAAUGGCAAAUGAACCAGUGAUUCUGAAUGUUUAUGACAUGUACUGGAUAAAUGAAUACACCUCCACCUUGGGGAUUGGUGUCUUCCACUCUGGCAUCGAGAUCUACGGCAGAGAGUUUGCCUAUGGAGGGCAUCCCUACCCUUUCAGUGGGAUCUUCGAGAUCACACCUGGCAGUGCGGUAGAACUUGGCGAGACCUUCAAAUUCAAAGAAUCCAUUGCCUUGGGCACCACAGACUUCACAGAAGAGGACGUGGAUAAGAUUAUGGAAGAGCUGGGCAAGGAGUACAAAGGAAACGCGUACCACCUGAUGCACAAGAACUGUAAUCACUUCUCUGCUGCUCUGGCUGAGAUACUAUGUGGGAAAGAGAUCCCCCGCUGGGUGAACCGCCUGGCCUACUUCAGCUCCUGCAUCCCCUUCCUCCAGAGCUGCCUCCCCAAGGAGUGGCUGACCCCAGCAGCCCUGCAGAGCCACAUCAGCCUCGGCCUCCACAAGGAGGAGCAGGGGGACACAACGGAUGAGGAGUCCCCCUCCACCUCCACAGCCCCCUCAGCCUCAGGCACAUCGCGAACCUGUAGACACACUCGGGUCUGACCUGUGCCCAGGAUGUCUCAAAGAACAUCUCCCUCUCUCUUGUACUGUUUCUUUCUCACACCCUUUGGCACACCUUGGUUUCUCUCUUCUCCUCUUCAACGGACGACACAGGGGAGAGAAGACCCUUUCUACUAAGGAGGUGAAGCUUCAGUCCCUUUUCCAAGGGCUGCCACUGCAGUUGCUCGACAAAAAGACUGUGAACUCCAACGCUGUACUGAGGAGUGUGGCAACUAAACUGGAUUCUCCUCCCAGGCCCCCCAUGCUCCUUGAUCCUGGCUCUCUCGGGCAGGAGAGCAUGUGUAUGGGCAGGGGGGCACCAUACUGUGACGUUCCUUCUCUGGUACUGUUUUAUCUUUUUAUCUCUUCCCCCACCCAUUUGAGCCCAGUAGCCUCCUCUCUAUUUUGGCUGGGCUUGCCGUUCCCCUGUGACAAAUCUCCUGCCCACACCCAGUGAAGGAAGCAGAGCCAGAACUCAACCUUCUCAUCUCUUAGACCAGCAACAAGCUCCACUCAGCCCCAUCCCUUUUGUAAUUAUCAGGUUUCUAACUCAUGUGAAGGACAAAUGAAAGGUGCUGCUGUUCUAAAACCACCAGUUUUCAUAACUCAAAUUUAAGAGCUCGAAUGACUGUCCUGCUCUUGAAAAUAAUAACAAAGAACCUAGAAAAUGAAUGUGUUACUGUGGCUUUUCUUUGGGGUCAAAAAGAGGAUGGGACUAAUGCUUACAGGCAGCUACCAAGUAGGUGCAGAGGUGACUGUUGACCAUAUUGGUGCUUUUUGGCACAGACCCCUCUCAGUUUCCCUAGUUGUAGGCAGCAUUCUUCACUUCCCCCUUUCCCCAGGAUUCCCUAGGGAAUCUCUCUCCUAGCUGACAUUUGCUGGCUGUCUUUGGGAGAAUGGCCUUCCUGAGCACAAGGAGGAAGAGAGUGAAUCUGUUGGGAAGAUCAGUAUUUCCUUAAGCUUUUCCUCCUGCACCCACUGACCUAAAACGUGGUUCCAGAGCCACCCUUCCCAGCCUAUUAUUGAGCCAACUCAAGAAGGUAAAAAUAAGUGGUAAACCCAAAGAAUGUCAAACUGUUUUCUUCUCCUCCCUUUUUGGAGGUGGAGGGGGAAACUUAGGACCACAUCUGGAAAGCAUGGAUGACCCUUUCAAUGCAUGGGCCACUACAGUGCCUUCCGUUGUGUGCACUAUUUCAGUGGCAUGAAAAAUGGGCACAGCUGGCUCACUGGCCUCUCCAGGCUGGCUCUUGACAAGAAUCUGGUCCUUGGAUGCAUCUAUGCUCAUUCUGACAGCUGAUGAGAAAGCAGAGGAGGAAGAAAGGACAAGUACACCAACACUUCCACUCAGUUACCUCACUAGGACUUCUGAUCAGAAGACGUAGGAGAGAAUCAAAGGGUAAAUCCAGGCCCCCUUUCUCCCUUGCACUUCCUUUUGGCUACACAAAGGAGGAUGAAAAAGGAACAGGCACAGCGUUGAGAGGGGGUUGCCAUUUUAGAAAUGCUGUUCCAAACAGCUACUACUGAGUCAGGACUUCCACCCUCCACCCAGAAAGAACUACAAGCCCUUAAGAUGGGUGGUUGUCUCCUGUUAUUGGUCGCAAUAGCAUGCUAAGUUCAACCAGCUGUUUCUUUAGCUCAGGUAUACAGAAGCGUGUGCUUUCAGGGCUGAAGGUCUUGGCUAUGAUGUACAUCAUGUCUGCCUAGAAAGCGCUUAAUGGUUUGUUACAUGUGCAUGCUCUUAGAGAAGCAGCAGACUUUGGAGAGAUCUAUUGGAUGGGAAUACAACUCACAGGAUGCCCUUGCUCCACUGCCUCCUGAAGUGAUGCAUGUUUGGGCAACAAAACCUUUACAAUAUGCCUCUCAUUUUCAUCCUCCGAACAAAUUGCUGCAAGUUCUGUGCUGAACUAAAGUCAUGUUCCUUAUUAACCUUGGCUGCUCACAGCCAGUACUGCAUUGUGAGCAAUUCUGCAGCUCCUGGUAUCCAGUCCAGCACCAAUCUUGAUUACCCUGGCUUGUCCAGGGAUGUUUAAUAAGAUUUCCAUCCUGUUCUCAAUCCCGCUGCCCAGAAACCUCAUUACACAAUGUACUGUUGCACUCUCUAUUCCCCUGCAGUCAUGGUCAUUGCAGCCUAAACCAGCAGUGCAAGCUCCAUUUGUCUGAAGUUCCCAGUGUGCCUGCCAAUAGCCAGCAGCACAUUAUGUGCAGUGAAUUUUAAAAUCUCUUUUUAGGUCCUUCUCUGGAGAAAAGUGAGAAGAGGCUUUCCCAGAGCUUUUGUCUAGGCCAGGGAAACUGCAGUGAGAAACACCUAGUUCCUGAUGUGACAAAAGCCAGCUGGGCAUCACCUCAUGUUUCUGCUCUGCACCUGAGCUCCAGGUAAAGCACCGUGUAUAUACAUCUAGGCGAGAACCAGGGCUCCAGAGGCACAUCUCACACACAGAUUUCCUUUCACAGUAUUUCACAAAGUAAAAAAUGUUUAACUGGCUGUGUGGUAACCCGGACAAGAAAGCUACAUUCAGCCUCCCUGGGGACAUGAAUAUGUGCUUGAAGUAUUGGGAACAACACUUGGGGUGAGAUGUCAGUAUCAUAAAAAACAGAUGUUUGUUUAUCUACUUUUA